Messenger RNA from Didymodactylos carnosus, 894 nucleotides. The record is from the annotation of a GenBank genome assembly. NCBI's taxonomy places the organism in Eukaryota, Metazoa, Rotifera, Eurotatoria, Philodinida, Philodinidae.
AUGGAUAAAGUUAAAGCUCUUAUUGAUUUACCGACACCAAAAUCAAUUAAGGACGUUGAUGCAUUUUUGGGAGCAGCUAAACCGUUAUUAUUGUCAUUUCCAGAUCCAUCAUCACCACUGGUUUUAUCAACAGAUGCAUCCGACAUUGGUUAUGGUGGCGUUUUAGAACAAAUUACCAAAGACGGUCCAAAGCCAAUCAGCUAUUUAUCACGUAAAUUAAAUCCGGCGGAGAAACGAUAUGGUACCAUCGAAAAAGAAUGUCUAACCAUGGUGCGUUGUAUUGAAGAGUUUAGAUCAUAUCUAUUAGGACGAGAAUAUACGGUGGAAACUGACCAUUGUCCGUUGUGUAAUUUUCAUAAAAAACCGUCCAAAAAUGGUCGGGUGGAUAGAUGGUCAAUUGGUUUAGGUGAAUAUGAUAUCGUUGAACUAAAAUGUAAAAAAGGUAAAUGUAACUGUGAUGCGGAUUUAAUGUCAAGAUAUCCAGCAACAACAUCCAAUGACCAGAUAACAUCAAGAAGCGUUAGAGGUAGAAUGAAUGGUGCACUAAUUGACGAUGAAGAAGAAGCAAAUCCACAAGUUAAUGUAAUUACUAGAGCAGCAGCUAAAGCAAUUACGAGUAAUAACAAUAACAAGACAAUAGCAUUAGCUGGUAAUCACACUAAAUCCCCAAAGCCAGCUCAAACAAUGACACCACAUUUAUCCACAACUGCAAUGCAACUACGUCCAAGAAAUAAAAUAAUAAAUCCAAAAACAUCGAAUAGUAUACCAUCAACGUCUCUGCCAUCGAUCAGUAAGAUAUCCACAGCAACACCAUCAACUGAUUUUGAUAUUACAAAAUUAAAAAUGGAACAACAACAGGAUACAGUCAUCCCCGAUAAAAUCAAAGAAAUCUAG